GCACCGUUUGCUCUCAGCCUCAUCAGCAGGAAGUUAACCAUGGAGCCAAAGGUCACUGUUAACGCUCGGGUCGUGGUGGUGGGGGCGUCAGACACAGGUUUAUCGUUCCUGGAGGUUCUUUGUUUCUGCCCUCACCUGAAGUUCAACAACCUGACUCUCGUCUCCACGCAUGGUUUUCCACACGACCGCAACAACCACCAUGACGAUGACGACGUCGGAUUUCUCUCCACAAGUCAUGCAUACAGCCGCAGAGACCUGGCCCAGCUGCCUCUUCAGUCCUGCCUCGCGGUGGUGACCGGGACGAUGGUGGGCAUCAACAGGAAGUCCAAGUAUGUCCGCGUCUCCAACGGGAGGAAGGUGGCCUACGAUCACCUCAUCCUCUGUACGGGCCUGCAGUACCAGAUGCCCCUGAGUAAGCCGGUCACAAACAGCCAGCUGCAGAAUCAGACGGCUCCCCGAAGACACACCGAGCCCGUCCCCUCCAACCUCUUCACCCUCAACGACCUCCACGACUGCAGGGCCGCUCGCCGCUGGCUCACUGCCAACUUUGUGGAGCUGGAGGAGAACGCCAUCGUCUACGGUAACAGCAUCGACGUUUUUACCACCGUCGAGACUCUGCUCGGCCUCGGCGUUCGGGGAUCUCGUAUCCAUCUUGUUCAUCCACCGCUCGACCCCAGCGUCGCCUGCUUCAGCGAGCCUCCGGUUAAGAAGGCCGUUUACGCAUUCUUGGAGGAGGCCGAGGUCCGGGUCCAUCAUAACUGCGUGCUGGCUCAGAUGAACAAUGGAGAUCACCCUGAUCCUCUCACCUCCGUGUCGUUCACCACGGAUGCAGAGCCUCUCCACCUGCAGUGUGGAGUUUUCAUGAAUCUCUCCAACAGAGGAGUCGGCUACGACGCCUUCAGAAGCAUCAACAGCUCCUUCCUAGUCUUUGACCGCAGACUCGUCAUCAACGCCGCUUUCCAAACCAGCGACUCAGCCAUUUUUGGUGCCGGACCUCUCACCAAAUUCUCCAGCCGCUACCACACAGACGAGUGGUCGCACGCCAACUUUAACUCCAAGGAGGUGGGCCGGGACCUGGCGGCUAUGUUGCUGCCUCUGUUCGACCCAACGCUGGAGCCUGCAGACGAACAUCAGCCCGGAGAAGAUUGUCUGGUACCGAUUUACAAACAGGCCAAGAUCCAAGGUGUGGGACGCUGCCCUGGAGGUGUUCACUACCUGCACUUUACAAAACCGUCUCCAGCCAGCCUGCCAGGUGCUCCUCUGAAAAACUUACAGGACAAAGGCAUCGCGACCGGACGAGCGGCGACAGGAGACUACUUUUGUUUACGCCUGGACUGCUACGAGCUGGUGGAGACGCUCACCUGCUACUCCCUGAAGCCCCUCCCCGUCUCUAAUUACCUGAGUCUGUGGAAGCACCAGCAGCUGCUGGGCCAGCUGUCCACCUACUACUACAAGAGCCUGAUCCCCGACCUGUACAG
Messenger RNA from Labrus bergylta (ballan wrasse), 1478 nucleotides. The record is from RefSeq and is a predicted model, not a curated record. Lineage: Eukaryota; Metazoa; Chordata; Actinopteri; Labriformes; Labridae.